This is a messenger RNA of Mesocestoides corti, 2274 nucleotides long. The record is from the annotation of a GenBank genome assembly. NCBI's taxonomy places the organism in Eukaryota, Metazoa, Platyhelminthes, Cestoda, Cyclophyllidea, Mesocestoididae.
AUGGAGGUUUUGGAGCUAAGUGACGUGUUCCCGGGGCUAGAUGAUGAAGAUCUUGUAAGGUCUACUUUAUGUAACUAUUCCUUUAGUCUUCAUUGGACCUUGAACAAGUGUGGGCUACUGAUGUUUUUGACAACAUACUUGAGAAUGAUUUUAAGGACGAUUUGCUUACUGAUAUUACUUCAAAAAAUGCGGCUAAACCUGAACCUGUCGAUGCUGAUAUUUUUGGUAUUAGUUGUGUUUUACAAUGACAAAAUAGAUUUCGCCAAUGAACUUGUUGUUGGUGAUGAGGUUGAAGUGAACAACUCCACUGACCAUUUCGUUGCGCCUUCCGGUGUUCAUGGGAAGCCGGAUUUGUUUAAUGACCAAGAUGCUUUCCAUCGAAGUAACGCCUCAGAUACAUCACCGGAGACGUUUCGACUUUCACCCGAAAUAAGCAGCAACUGUUCGACACCGCCCAUCACGGAUUCCUUUGGGACAAAUCCUAAUUUGGCAUUAAUCUCAAAAAAAUUUAAGAGGCAUCCUUAUGCUGAAAGUCUUGUUGGCGAACCAGUGGCAAAAAAAACCUCAUGUAGUUUUUCUCCGCCAGCCAUAUCAUGCGAUACCAACUCCAGUACAGUCAAUCGUAUUCACUACGUGCUUCAAAAAGGGCAGACACUGAUUUUACAAACUGAAAAGCCUUAUCGAAUCCCUCAAGUGUUUAGUUCACAGGCCCGUUUAAAAACCAUUACCAGCGUCGGUUCUACCGCUCAACAGGUUUAUCGAGCAGAUAGCAGCGAGCGCACACGUGGAAAAGCAUUGACGAAUAAUCAAAGAACCUUAUCUGUCUAUCCCCUGACACCACCAGGAUCCCAUACCAGUUCAGACACAGAUGCUGGUGCCGAUUCGCCCGCAGAUGGAGCUGAUCCUCGUAACCGUUUAAGUAUUUUUAGUUCGCGAAACGGAUAUUCAACGCCCUCAGCUUCUGCGUCGGGCGUUCUGGUGCUGACCGAGGAAGAGAAAAGAACUCUAAUUGCAGAGGGCUACUCAGUGCCUACACGCCUUCCUCUCUCGAAACAGGAGGAACGAAAUCUCAAGAAAAUACGCCGAAAAAUUAAAAACAAGAUUAGUGCACAGGAAAGCAGACGUAAGAAGAAGGAAUAUGUGGAGACGCUCGAAAAACGGUGGGUCAUUGUUCUGCCCUGCUUUGUAUGGUCGAUGCGAGCACCGCCCUGCCCUGACCAGAAAUUUAUUUAUUUUGCCGCCGCUUUCGCCUCAGCGUGCACCGUCAAGGCGACUGCAACCAGGAGGACACUGCGCCACACCAUACGCCUCUCGGCAGGCCUAGAUGCCCUCGACUUGAAAGCGGCGUCCCUGCUGCACGCACGCGCGCGCGCGCACUUGCACAUCGUCACCGCGCUCUACUUCCGCGUGUCUGUGGAAGUAUACUCGCAAGAAAACUCCGAGUUGAAGCGCCGUCUGGAUGGUUUGGAAGGAACAAAUAGGUCGCUGCUGAGUCAACUUCGCCACCUUCAACAGUUGGUUAAUAAGGCCAACCUCACAAGUAGCGUCCCCACAACAAGCUCUACCUCCAGUUCAGUUUCCGCGGUCAAGAGAUCAUCCAACUCGAAUUCCAACUCCUUUUCUUCCUCCACCUCAUCAGCAUGUUUGAUGGUUUUCCUAGUCUGUUUUGCAGCGCUUUUUGCCGGACAACCUGACGCAGAGUCGAAUUCUGGCUCCUCUCUUAGCUUCCGCGUUCACACAACGACGUCGGGACACAUUGUGGGCGACCUGUCGACCCUCGGCUCACUUCACCAGAUUGGCUACACGUGGUCUGGCAAGAACCACAAAACAUAUCCCUCCAAUCCGCGACCCGAUGGUGACUACGCCAGGGGGCCCAAUGUGAGCCAUAUGAGGUCGCCUCCCACUGGCACUGCAUCGAUUUACCGCGUGCACGAAUGGGCGCGCACCUCGUACCUUAAGGGCAACAUCCAACCGAAGCCCCAAAAUUCAAACACUCCAGCAGUGCCUACUGGCCGCUCGAGACUCCUUGGUUCUUCUAAAGAAUUCGAAGAGUGUGAGCCUUUAACGUGGUGGGAGUAUUUCUUUGGGAAGUCUGGCUUUGAAUGUCCUGACACCGAUGGUACAAGAAGCACGGAGGAAACGCUUUUUAAACCAACUGGGCAACAGACAAACCAAAGUGUAAAUCAAUCAUCCACCCCCCUUAACGCGUCCAUGCAGUUGGAAAAACCGCUCUACUUAAUCAGAAUGUCCAGUAUAAUUCUGCAGUCAGCCUAA